Molecule: messenger RNA, 1176 nt
Organism: Bathycoccus prasinos
Lineage: Eukaryota; Viridiplantae; Chlorophyta; Mamiellophyceae; Mamiellales; Bathycoccaceae
Exons: 1
Coding region: 1-1176 (391 amino acids)
Biological process (GO): tricarboxylic acid cycle
Cellular component (GO): mitochondrion; succinate-CoA ligase complex (ADP-forming)
Molecular function (GO): succinate-CoA ligase (ADP-forming) activity; succinate-CoA ligase (GDP-forming) activity
Source: RefSeq, a predicted model, not a curated record
AUGACCUCUGCCCUGUUCCUGCGCCAACCAGCAAAAGAGAACAAUUUUGUAUUUUCUCAACUGCCUCAUUACACUCACACGGACAAAAGCAAAGAAGUUAAAAGAAAGAGUCAACAUAUGUAUUUACGACGAUCGGCGCAGCGCGUCGCCGCCUCGUGCUCUUCCUCUGUUUCUUCUUCUUCUUCUUCUUCGUGUACCACAUCUUCUUCAUCAUCGUCAUCAUUAAUAGGAGCAAGAGCAACGGCAGUGACAAAAUCAAUGUCAACGAAAUCUUCCUCAAAUCCACCGAAAGUGUUCGUCAACAAAGACACGAAAGUCGUUUGUCAAGGAUUUACGGGGAAAAACGGAACGUUUCACUCGGAACAGGCUAUUAAAUACGGAACAAAGUUAGUCGGAGGCGUGACGCCAAAGAAAGGCGGGACCAUGCACUUAAAUUUACCGGUGUUUAACACGGUGAGAGAGGCGAAAGAGCAAACCGGCGCGAGCGCGACGAGUAUAUACGUCCCUCCACCGUUUGCCGCGAGUGCGAUUUUGGAAGCCUUAGAGGCUGAGUUGGACUUAAUCGUGUGCAUUACAGAAGGUGUGCCUCAACACGAUAUGAUCCGAGUAAAAGACGCACUAAUGUCGCAGAGUAGAUCUCGAUUGAUUGGUCCAAACUGUCCCGGAAUUAUCAAACCGGGCGAGUGUAAGAUUGGUAUCAUGCCGGGAUAUAUUCACAAGCCGGGAAAAAUCGGCAUCGUCUCGCGUUCCGGGACGCUUACUUACGAAGCGGUGUUUCAAACCACGGAGUAUGGACUAGGACAAUCAACAGUCGUUGGAAUCGGCGGUGAUCCUUUUAACGGGACGAAUUUUGUGGACUGCUUAGAACGAUUCGUUGAAGAUGAUGAAACGGAAGGGAUUAUCAUGAUUGGAGAAAUUGGCGGCACGGCGGAGGAAGAGGCUGCGGAGUUUAUCAAAGCUUCUGGAACGAACAAACCCGUGGUUGGAUUUAUUGCCGGUUUGACCGCUCCUCCGGGUCGACGGAUGGGCCACGCGGGCGCAAUUACACAAGGUAAGGCUGGAACGGCGAUUGGUAAGAUCGAAGCUUUGGAGCAGGCUUCUGUGAAUGUGGUUCGGAGUCCGGCGAAAAUGGGCGAAGCGAUGCAUAGAAUGAUGGUCGAACUGGGUAAAGCGUAA